Messenger RNA from Oldenlandia corymbosa var. corymbosa, 2319 nucleotides. Lineage: Eukaryota; Viridiplantae; Streptophyta; Magnoliopsida; Gentianales; Rubiaceae. The record is from the annotation of a GenBank genome assembly.
AUGAAUUGUGAGGAAAAAGACAGGCCCUUUAGAGAUGAUGUGCUUGAGGGAAGAAGAGAAAUUUUGAUUCCAAUGCCUCAGGUAGAAAAUUCCGAUGGAAUAACUGAAGAAACUGCAAACAUCAAACCGUGGAGAAAGCCAAACCUCUUCUUGGAGAUUCCUACGAGAACAAUGGAUGCAACCCCGGAUGAGUUUGUUCAAAUAAAAAUGCCUCCAACGCCAACUCCUACGCCCAAAAGAGUGAAUUUCAAUUUGACUCCUAGUCCUUCUGAUUCAAGAAUGCAUGUUAGUUCUCCUGGUCCUUCCUCGUCCAGAGCAAAGUCAUCCAUUAAGAAUCUCCUACCUAAACUUAGUUUCAUCCAUCGAAGUUUGAGUAUAGAGACUAUCCAGACGGAUAAUGAGAAGGCCAACCUGGAUUCAGGUUCGUCAACUGCUGCAUCACAAGAGAAGCCAUCAAUGUCGAGGUCUUGGUCGCUUUCGAAGAUAUUUACUCCUCGCAUGAAGCGGACUUCAUCGUUACCAGUCACCCCGAUUUUUGCACAUAAUAAUCCUGAUUCUAUUACGGAUGGAAGCUUACCCAAUUCCCUUACACUCGGUACAAAAGAACCACAAAGGCCUAUGUCUCGAUCGCGUUCUCUCCCAGUCAUUAACAAAGAACAAAGCAUCAGAAGAAUGGACUCAUUUUUCAGGGUAAUUCCUGCUACUCCACGGGUAAAGGAUGGUGAUAUAUCACCGAUAACACCUGCAACAGGAGAUGCCGAAGAUGAUGAAGCAAAUGGUGAAGACAUUCCCGAGGAAGAAGCAGUUUGCCGAAUUUGCUUCGUUGAACUUUGCGAAGGUGGAGAAACCCUCAAGAUGGAAUGUAGCUGCAAAGGAGAACUUGCUUUGGCUCACAAAGAAUGUGCUAUAAAAUGGUUUAGCAUCAAAGGUAACAAGACAUGUGAUGUUUGCAAGCAAGAUGUUCAAAAUCUUCCAGUCACACUGUUAAGGAUCCAAAGUGUCCAAUGCCGAUCCAGUCGAGGAAACAGAAUCACCAAGGUUUGGCAGGAAGUGCCCAUUCUUGUAAUUGUCAGUAUGCUUGCUUACUUUUGUUUCCUGGAGCAGCUUCUGGUCGGAAAAAUGGGUACUGGAGCUAUUGCCAUCUCACUUCCAUUUUCUUGCGUCCUUGGUCUCUUGGCAUCAAUGACAUCUUCAACCAUGGUGAAGAGAAGAUUUGUCUGGGUUUAUGCCUCGGUGCAAUUCGCUCUCGUUGUUCUUUUUGCUCAUAUUUUCUACUCAGUGAUUCAUGUACAAGCAGUUCUAUCAAUUCUGCUAUCCACAUUUGCUGGAUUUGGAGUUGCAAUGAGUGGAAGUUCAAUUCUUGUUGAGUUCCUGAGAUGGAGAAGGCAACGACAGGCCUUGUCAAACCAGCAACAUGAGAACUCCCAGAUCAUGUUUCUAUGGCCUCAAAUUAGUCAACCGGCAACAUCUUCUCGUGUUGUGCCUCCUGGCCCUCAUCACACUAAUCAAGCAAAUGCAGAAAAUCCAGAAACAUUUAGGAGACAAAAGAUUGGAUUUUUAAGGAUAUUGCAGCGAAGGAGGAAGGGUUUUGGAGGGACAGUUGUUAAAGUGAGGAAUAUGGCUUGGACGACGGAGAAAUUUGAUGGGAUUGUGGGGAGCAAGGUGGAAUUAGUGCACCCUGCUACAGAGGAUUAUGCUCAAGAGGCUGUUGAAGCUAUCAAAACCGGAAAGGUCAUUGCUGUUCCAACUGAUACCCUUUAUGGGUUUGCUUGUGACGCUUGCUCUGUUGAAGCAGUUAACAAAAUCUACGAGAUUAAAGGUCGUAAAUACACUAGUCCACUGGCAAUUUGUGUAGGAGAUGUCGAGGACAUCAAACGCUUUGCUGUCACAGACCAUUUGCCUCCUGGUUUACUUGCUUGUCUUCUCCCAGGUCCUGUAACAGUGGUACUCAAGCGAGGGGAGCAUAGCAUCCUUGAGAAGUCUUUGAAUCCUGGAUUAGAGAGUAUUGGGGUACGGGUGCCUGACUGUAACUUUAUUAGGCUCAUUGCUCGCGGUUCUCAAAGUGCCCUGGCCCUUACUAGUGCGAACCUAAGUGGGCAGCCAAGUAGUGUAGACAUUAAAGACUUUGAGAACCUAUGGGAGCAUUGUGCAUGGAUCUAUGAUGGUGGUGUUUUGCCAUCAGGACGUGCAGGAUCAACAGUUGUAGAUCUCACUUCACCUGGGACGUACAAGAUUCUCAGACCUGGGAGUGCUAAGGAAGAGACUGUUGCAAUCCUUGAGAGGCACUCUAUAUUCGAAGGGGAACGUGCUGUGGGGUGA